Molecule: messenger RNA, 1792 nt
Organism: Phymastichus coffea
Lineage: Eukaryota; Metazoa; Arthropoda; Insecta; Hymenoptera; Eulophidae
Gene: Gasp
Product: protein obstructor-E-like
Exons: 4
Coding region: 97-921 (274 amino acids)
Cellular component (GO): extracellular region
Molecular function (GO): chitin binding
Source: RefSeq, a predicted model, not a curated record
UUCUGGCCAAAGGGGGAUUAUUCUACAUUAGCAGCAGUGUUGACAAGUGCGAGUUCUCGUUUUCUUAUCUCGUUGUCCUCUUCGCAUUGACAAACCAUGAGGGCCUUCGUUGCGAUCGCUGCCAUCCUCGUUGUCGGUGCGCGUGCACAGGAGAACUUCAAGUGUCCCGACGACUACGGCUUCUACCCGCACCACCUGUCGUGCGACAAGUACUGGAAGUGCGACAACGGCGAGGCCGAGCUGAAGACCUGCGGCAACGGGCUGGCGUUCGACGCCACGGACAGCAAGUUCCUCACGGAGAACUGCGACUACCUGCACAACGUGGAGUGCGGCGAGCGCACGCAGCUCGAGCCGCCCAUCAGCACGCCGCACUGCUCCCGCCUCUACGGCAUCUUCGCCGACGAAAAGAAGUGCGACGUGUUCUGGAACUGCUGGAACGGCGAGGCGUCGAGGUACCAGUGCAGCCCCGGCCUCGCCUACGACCGGGAGGCCCGCGUCUGCAUGUGGGCCGACCAGGUGCCCCAGUGCAAGAUCGAAGAGGUGGCCAACGGGUUCGCGUGCCCGGCCGCCGGCGAGGUGAGCGGCGCCUCCGGUAGCUUCUCCCGCCACGCCCACCCCGACGACUGCAGGAAGUACUACAUCUGCCUGGAGGGCAUCGCGCGCGAGUACGGCUGCCCCAUCGGCACCGUCUUCAAGAUCGGCGACGCCGACGGCGCCGGCGCCUGCGAGGACCCCGAGGACGUUCCCGGAUGCGAGGACUACUACGGCGACCUCGACCUCAAGAGCAUCCGCAAGAGCGAGCUGCUCGCCGGCAUCCAGAGCUCGGGCGAGUCCAGGAACCCGACCCCCAAGCACAACAAGCCGAGGCCGCAGGCGGCGCAGCAGCCGCAGCGACCGGCCCAGAACCUCCAGGAGCAGUAGGAGCGGCGAUCGAGGACGCGCGGCCUGGAAGCUGGCUCGAGCCUCGCAGCGCCAGACACUGCCGAGACGAUGACGACCAAUCGAUAUAUUAAGCGAGAGAGACCAGGGUAUCUAGUCUCGUCGACGCCCACGGCGAUCCCCCUCCUUCCUCUUCGUCCUUAUCUCGCCUCACCCCGCCUUCCUCCCUUCCUGCCCCCCUCCUCCUCCUUCUCCUCCUCUUCCACUCUCUAUCCGCGUGAUUCUUGCGUUCAGAGAUCGCCCAAACGCGAACUCUCUCUGUGUACUUUAGUGCGCGCGCACGCCUUCGAGAAGACUCUCUUCUUUUCGGCAUUGCCCUUGCAUUUUUUAUCUGUACUUCUCCAAGGUGCGGCUCGUUUUUUUAAUAUAUAUAUAUUAUAUAUUAUUAUAUGUACGUACUUGCGCCGAUGUACCUAUACAUAUUUUUUUUUUCCUAUCUACCGCUCGAGACGACUUAUCGCGUUCGAGCGUAAACGUUAGAAAACCGCUACUUCUUCAUUUUCUUUUUCUUUUUUUUUUUUUUUACGUACCGUUGUCAAUUUGUCGCGCGAACACACGGACAUUGUUUUGUAAACGAGGCGCCCACAUUCGGACGAAAAUUUCGCGUGUGCUCUUUGGAAUUUGCGUUGUGAGAAAAAUGUGCUUUUGGAAGAGACGAUUGCACUUUGUGGAACGUAUAGACUUCGAAUUCUGCCAAUGUUAGACGUCGAUCCUCUUUUCUUCGCAUUUCUAUUGUAGAAAUCGCUUGCGAGCUCCAUGCAAACAAAAAAAAAAGAAAAAAAACAAAAUCUUCCAUCUCUUUCUCAAGAAUUUCCAACGAACAAACGACAAACAGCAAACAAUAAAAAUUAUU